Molecule: messenger RNA, 858 nt
Organism: Ornithodoros turicata
Lineage: Eukaryota; Metazoa; Arthropoda; Arachnida; Ixodida; Argasidae
Product: atrial natriuretic peptide-converting enzyme-like
Exons: 7
Coding region: 48-827 (259 amino acids)
Biological process (GO): proteolysis
Molecular function (GO): serine-type endopeptidase activity
Source: RefSeq, a predicted model, not a curated record
UAAUCUACGUGGAAGAUAACACAAUUAUUCCUGCUCUCCCUUACAUCAUGGUGAUGAAAGCAGCUGUCCUGUUUGGUGCAAUCAUUUACGGCGUACUUGCUGCAAAAUGUGGCCAGAGAAGGGACAGUGAUGGCAGUCCACGUAUCAUUGGGGGAACAGACGCUUUGCCUCACGAGUUUCCUUGGCAAGUGUCUCUAAGCUUUAGGCUUCCUCCUGUGGACAUCCACGCCUGUGGUGCGUCUGUUGUAAAUGAGAACUGGAUCAUCACAGCUGCACAUUGCUGUGCCAACCCCCUGCAUAUUGGAUACGUGGCACUGUUUGGGAAGCAAAACGUGGCACACUUUGAAGAAACACAGGAAGCGAGGUAUUUUGACAAGGUUGUCAUACAUGAAAAAUAUGUAUUGAUCGAAAACGGAGCAGCAGCGGAGUAUGACUAUUGUCUGGUGCGGUUAUCCGAACCUGUGAAUUUCACCGAGUACAUCGGGCCUGUGUGUCUACCAGAACCUGAGGAAGAUUACACCAGCGUGACAUGCACAACAAGCGGUUGGGGUUUGACGGAGAACCGUAUCUGCACAUUGCUGUGCCAAGCCCCCUGCAUAUUGGAUUCGUGGCAAUGGUUUGGGAAGCAAAACGUGGCACACUUUGAAGAAACACAGGAAGCGAGGUAUUUUGACAAGGUUGUCAUACAUGAAAAAUAUGUAUUGAUCGAAAACGGAGCAGCAGCGGAGUAUGACUAUUGUCUGGUGCGGUUAUCCGAACCUGUGAAUUUCACCGAGUACAUCGGGCCUGUGUGUCUACCAGAACCUGAGGAAGAUUACACCACGUGACAUGCACAACAAGCGGUUGGGGUUUGACGAA